Molecule: messenger RNA, 1744 nt
Organism: Kockovaella imperatae
Lineage: Eukaryota; Fungi; Basidiomycota; Tremellomycetes; Tremellales; Cuniculitremaceae
Exons: 5
Coding region: 57-1637 (526 amino acids)
Source: RefSeq, a predicted model, not a curated record
UGUAGAUCUACGUCUGGUCCUCUCACGACACACACCAUGCGACCACUUGAACCACCAUGAGACUCCCAUUCGCACCUCGAAAACGGGUCUCUACAUCUUCCGAUCGGAAAGUCGGAUCUCCUCCUGAGAUUGUCUUGGCCAACAAGAAUCAUGAUCGACCAUGGUAUGGUAGCGUUCGAACCGUUGGUACGGAAUCCUUGGAUCUCGAAGCGGAUCUGACCAUCCCAUCUUACGGAGUCAUUUUUCUCAACCCUCCUGAAGAAGCCAAGAUUGAUGCGCAACUUCGAGAUAUAGAACCAGUCUUCGACCAUAUCUUGACGGGGACGUUCGAGAUCAGCCUUCCGUCCCAUGUUCAGAAGGCGACGUACAAUGUCAUCCGGAUCGGGGUGGAGAGUAUCUCAUACCUUGAUAUGGGGCCUCAAAGAGGAAUAGAACGAGAUGAAUUGUUCAGAAGGGAGAUGGUGUUUGAUCAAUCUCCACAAAUCAUCGAAGGAAGCAUCACCGUCGGUUUCUCACUCAUCAUUCCCUGUUCACUCGCCCUUGAAGAUUACCAUCGGGAUUCAAGCGUACUCACCUCACUGUACGCAGUCAUAGAUGGAAAAGAUGUCACGCCGGAGAGGAUCCAAUCUGACUUUGGCAGCUUGUCUCUCUCACACAAGGAUCAAGUGGCUUCUGCCAAGUAUCCUGAUCCAAUCGCCAAUCAUGCGUUUCGCGAUCGUCCAAAAGAUCAAUCGAGCCAUUCAUUGGCAGAGAUCACUUUGACCGGGCAACGAAUCAUAGAGAGACCGCUGAGAAUGGUCCAUAAUCCUGAACCGAAUGGAGGAGUCAGCAUUCUUGACGAACAAAUCAGAGGGAAUCUUCGAGCUAUUGGACGAUACGAUAUCAGAUUGUACUCGGAAAUUUGGACGCUAGCAUCUAUCCUCAAGAGUACGAUCGCCAUCACCGACAUUGCCCCCGAUGUCACCAUCUUUGGCUUUCGUGUACAAGUUGUCCAGACGAACGAUAUGACUUCUCCGCGAGAUGGUCAAACAAUCAGCAAGACAACAACCGUACCUAUCAUUCAGCAGGGAAUGAACGCUCAGACCCUUCCUCGGUUUCCUGGUGUGAAAGCACCGGCAUUGUGGCGCGGUACCAACGCUGGAGGGACAGAUCACGAAGUCUUUCUGGUCGAGGCAAAAGGUAGAAUACCAACCGAUACACACCUUCGCCCAUCCACUCCACCGAGCGUCGAAACGCCUAUCAAGGUAUCUCAUCGACUUGGGAUUGAAAUCUAUUUCUCCAUUGCUGGCGAGGAUGCGUCGGGUAACAAGCUGCCCGGCAACGUGCCCGGUCAGCUCACCGUGCUGUCGAUCACAAAAUCAGUCUUCAUGCCUUCCUGCUGGCUCAUGCCUGACGUCUUGAGACUGCCCAAAUACGAUUCCGAAACCGGGCAUUUGUGUACCCAUCGCCAAUGUACUUCUGUGGAUCUGUGGGACGCCUGUGCAUGUGUGUUGACGGAUGAGCAGAUUGAAGAGACUUUCAAAAGGUUCGCUCCAAAGACCACAGAUGGGUCGGAGGAGACUAGAGCGACCACGAUGCGUAGAAAAGCAGAAGCUGAGGGGAGAGUAUGGACCAUCGAGGAGUAUCCUGUCGAGUAGACGGUGCCAUAGCUACAUGUUUCCCCAGAAUUCAGUCUUCACCGACCUCAAUCAUGUAUCUGUAGCUUCCAGAAUUCCGUUCCACUGUGACCGGCCAUGCAACUGCC